Messenger RNA from Schistosoma turkestanicum, 1173 nucleotides. The record is from the annotation of a GenBank genome assembly. NCBI's taxonomy places the organism in Eukaryota, Metazoa, Platyhelminthes, Trematoda, Strigeidida, Schistosomatidae.
AUGUCAUCUACUGGUUGGUAUUCAUUGUUACAGACACAUUCCAAAGAACAGUCGGAUGUAAUUUGUGCCUCAUUUGAGUGGGGUAGCUGGUGGCAGUCACUGCACGAAGUUUUUAUCGAAAUCCCGUUCCGAGAAGCCGUUGAUGUGAAACAAAUUAUAUGUAAAAUUAACAAUAGUACAAUCACUUGUGGUCUUGUAAAUCAAGAACCGUUGUUGUCGGGUAACUUAUUUGGUCUCAUAAAAGCAAGUGAAUCCACAUGGAGCCUUCAAGAAAAAAAGCAUAUGGUUAUAUGUCUAAUCAAAGCAAGUUCAGGUACCUGUUGGCAUUCUUUAUUGACUGAUAACUGGAAGGCGGAUCCAUUAGUUUUUGAUCAGAUGGAACGAAAACUUACUCUUCAGAGACUUCAGAAUGUGGAUAAAAUCUUGCUUAACAGGACUUUUGUUCGUAGUUCCGUGCUCGAAACGCUAAAGUGUCCUGAAACCAGUACAGAUGCUUCCCCCAAUCUUAAUGACCUCAAUCUUUCUGGCCAAGAGGUACGGAAUUUUUAUGAAUCACUUACACAAUGUGUAACUGAAAAACAAAAAAAUUCGUCACUUGAUCCACAUUUUUAUCACUGUUCCGUAUGUGGUGGCUCUUUUAAUGAUUUUAAACAGCAUGUUUCAUCGAUUGGUCAUCAAGUAGCUGAAAUAUCAAAAAAAGGUUCAAAACCAUCACCAUUGCUAAUUCCCCCCUCAAACAAAGGUUAUCAACUCCUAACUAGGAUAGGUUGGCGUGAUGCUGCCCUCGAUCCAGAAUAUGAAGAACUGAAGACUUCGGAAAUUCUGCUUACUGGUUCAACUAACGAGUCUAAAGCACAUUCCUGCAACAAAGACGGUGGUUUAGGUGCUUCUAGACAAGGUCGACGCUUCCCUGUGGCAACUGUUUUAAAACGUGAUCGUCUUGGUUUUGGAUGGCCAAAUAGAACAAAUACUUCAAGAAUUACACAUUUCAACCCAGGUGAUUUCAGAGCAGUUGAACACCCUAAAGACGUAAAACGAUUUUGUCACUCAUCCAUUAAAAUGGAUUCAAAAUAUUUGAUAAGAAAAAUGAAUUCAGAGAAGAAAAAGGAACGUAUUAUAAGACAAGGAUUUAAUUUGACUGAUGAACAGUUAGCUUUGCUUUAUGAAAAAUAA